UUUGUCCCUCGUGUUUCCGCGGAAUUACGGCGCAACAUUAAUCGGAAUGCACGAUAUUCGUAAGUAUAAACGCUUAAGAUUACGCGGCAUUCGAGAAUAAGCGACCCACGGACACGAUGGCACGAAAUUUCGUCGGAUAAAAAACGGUUCGAAUCGCAAAUUUCGUGGAAAUUUAUGCGCAGCUUCUUCAAAGUUGCGAUCGCGGCGUCACGAUCGAUCAUUUCCACCAAUCAUCGUUGAUAGGGGAAGACAACCGCGCGAAAACGACCGCCAUGAUGAAAAUGGGCUCGCGCGGAAAGUGUUAAUUGUCGUGUUUUAUCCCUCGCGUUUCCGCGGAAUUACGGUGUAACGUUAAUCGGAAUGUACGACAUUCGUAAAUAUAUACGCUUAGAAUUGCGCAGCAUUGGAGAAUGAGUAACCCACGGACGCGAUGGCAUGAAAUUUCGUCGGAUAAAAAAUGGGUUCGCGCGUAGAAUGUCAAUUGUCGUGUUUUGUCUUUCGCGUUUCUACAAAAUUACGGCGCAACGUUAAUCAAGAUGCACGAUAUUCGAAAGUAUACACGCUUAAGAUUACGCGGAAUUCGAGAAUAAACGACCUGUGGACGCGAUGAUACGAAAUUUCGUCGGAUAAAAAACGACCCGUAGCACAAUACCAAGUUUUUCGUCGAAAUUUAUGUAAAGCUUCCUUGACGUUACGUCGCGGCGUCGCGGUCGGUCGUUCCCGUCGGUCGUCGUUUGAUCCCUCAUGAAGUCGACUACUGUGUUAGAGGUUAAAGUUUGCGACGGUGAACGUGCAUUCCGAAAUGUUUGCAUUUUAACGUCGACCAUGAUAAGAGUUUCCGCGAAAAGCCCAUUAUAUGUGUGAAAAAUAGUCGCGAAAUAUCAACGUGCGGAAGUUUGUGUUCGGGAGUGAAAAAGUUGCGAAAACGAUACGCGAGAAAUCUACACCGAAAUCGCGGUUAUGUCUCUCUGUCGCGCGCGCGCGCGCGCGUGGGUGUAUGUGUGUGUAAAAUGUGAAAGAAUUUUGAUAUGAACUCGAAGCAAGAAUCCGUGAAUGGUCCGCUGCGUUCGCCAGUUGAGGUUAGAAUCUCGAUUUUCUCGCUGGAUGUUGCAGUAUACUUUCGCAGCUACGAACACGAAUCACGAAUAUGGCGGAUAUGGAGAUGAACCACGCCGCAAACGAGAAGACAAUAACAAGCCGAAUCACGUCCUAUUGUUCACAAUUAUCAAUCCAGUUUACCCCAUCACUGUGGAAGUGUUGCACACAAUCAGUGCGCCCAGCGGACAGGUGCAGCGUAUCGUGAUCUUCAAAAAGAACGGCGUUCAAGCCAUGGUCGAGUUCGACUCGGUGGAAUCAGCAACCAGAGCAAAAGAGACACUACACGGAGCAGACAUAUAUUCCGGUUGCUGCACACUGAAAAUCGACUUCGCAAAGCCGACAAAGCUCAACGUCUACAAGAACGAUGCCGAGAGCUGGGACUACACAACUCCGGCGUUGGAUCAACUUGUGAACAACUCUGCUGCUGCGCAUCAUGGCUCGAGCACACACAAAAACGACGCGACAGGAAAUGGAAGGCCUGCACCCCUUUUGGCUGAGCCAAGAUACGGCGCCGCGCCCCAGCCGUAUGGAUCCACGCCACAGGUCACCUUCCCGCCGAGCGCCGGCCACGAUCGUUACGAGGAGAAUUUCAACGGACCGGCGACGUACGCCGAGCCGUAUGUCGAGCGUUACGGUAUCAAGAGUGACUUUAGCGGUCGUGAGCCGCUGCAUCCCACGCCACCGCGGCCGGGCUACGUGCCCACCCUGGGACAAACACCGCCCUCGAGCACGCAGGGCUCAGUCAUGAUGGUGUACGGCCUGCAACCGGACAAAGUCAAUACCGACAAGCUCUUCAACCUAUUCUGCUUGUACGGCAACGUGACGAAGGUUAAAUUCUUGAAGACGAAGGAAGGAUGUGCCAUGAUCCAGAUGGGCGACAGCAUAGCCGUGGAACGAUGUUUACAAAACUUAAACAAUGUCACGAUUGGGACGGACGGCAGGUUACAGCUUGGCUUCUCGAAGCAGGCCUUUCUCUCGGAUGUCACUAACCCUUACAUUUUACCCGACAAGACAGCAAGUUUCAAGGACUUUACAGGAAGCAAGAAUAACAGAUUUCUGAACCCCGCAAUGGCUAACAAGAACAGGAUACAGCCACCCUCGAAGAUAGUCCACUUCUUCAACACCCCGCCAGAUUUGACCGAAGACACGGUGAACCGCGUGUUUGUGGAGCGUGGCAUCGAGGCGCCGACGACUGUCAAAUUGUUCCCCCUCAAGUCCGAACGAUCAUCGUCAGGUCUCAUCGAAUUCAGCAGCGUCGGUAUCGCAGUGGCUGCCAUCAUGGAGUGUAAUCACACGGCACUCGAGAACAGCAGCGGAGUAUCUACACCAGGUUUUCUCUCAACAAAAAGCAGGAGAACAAGUCGGGUGACAAUUUUUACUCGGCGAAGGAUGACGAAGGAAGUUUGCCACCCGACCUGCCUUACGGGCUUCACGGCGGCCGUCGCAUUGUCGUCUUACCUGUCUCGCAGGUGGACGGAAACGUGGUGUCGCGGAGCGGCUCUCGGCACCAUUUACGUCGAUCACCCCGAGCGUGUUGCACGCACGAGGGUUGAUGGAGCCCGAGGGAAGCGCGCGCGUGCAGAGAUCGCGUCCUUCCUCUUUCUUUCUCUCUCUCUCUCUCUCUCUUCUCUCUCUCUCACUCUCUCUCUCUCUCUCUCUCUCUCUUGCUCCCGUCCUCGGCCUCCUCCUCGAUCUCGGCACCGCGCGUCCUCGCGCGAACACGAACGCGUCCUCACUGACGCGAGGUCGCCCGACGCGACUUAUAGCGCCUGCCGGCCGCGGGAUACGCGCCGAAGGUGGUCACUCGCGGGAGGCGCGGGCGCGUUGACCAACACGCGUUCUCUCCACCGCAAGCAUGGAAAGUUCACGUCCGCCGACUCAUCUCGGCCGCUCCGCAGGGAGUCCCGGAACGAGCAGAAAUCUUCAUCUACUUUUUAUAUAUAUCGUCAAGACUCUUGCGUGUCAAAGAUUCUGAAACUUUUCAGGGGAAAAGCGCUCUAACGAAAUUUUGAAAAUGGAGUACCAAUCUCAUGAAGAUUCUCCAAAAAAAGAAAGGGAGUCUGCGAGUUUUGCAUGCAACACCUACAUCCAUCCACGUGUUUUCCACCUUUCGGUCUCCGGAGCUGCGCAGACCUUGCCAAGAGCGCGACCAGGUAGCGCCGGAAUACGCAGCGUAGUACGUAAACCGCCGCAUCUAUAAUCGAACCACUCAGGCGAGGCUGUUCAUUCAUUCAUUAAGCGACUGGCUCCGAAUUAUUGGAACAUUAACUUGAUUGAACGAAACUGGGCACGGCCCUUAUAACACACGGAAUCCGCAUCGCCUUGUCUAUGUCAUCAUCAACGCGCGAACAUGGAGCUGCGCCACGUACAAAUGACAGCGAAAUCGAAUAUUUAAGGAUCAAAAAUCUAUUCCAGAAUCAUUUAUCCUAAAUAUUUAUCCUAAUAGAAAACGUUCUGGUCUUCUCAAAAAG
Messenger RNA from Linepithema humile (Argentine ant), 3569 nucleotides. Lineage: Eukaryota; Metazoa; Arthropoda; Insecta; Hymenoptera; Formicidae. The record is from RefSeq and is a predicted model, not a curated record.